AUGGAUGACGAAGCCAACCAGAUCCUGCUCCAGCACCACGCGCCCCUCAUCCCCUCAUGGACAUCAACGCCCAUCCCCUCGCUAUCCUUUUCCGCCGGCGGCCUCCUCGCCCUCGCGGACCUCGGCACCAUUGCGCGCCGCACCGCCGUUGUCGGCGGCGCGUCCUGGCUCGACGCGCUCGUGCUCGCCCCGGGCCUACACUACCAGCAGGCCGCCGACGCGCUGCUCGAGCAGGCAGCGACGCUCGCCUCUGAGCCGGGCCUUGCCGCCGUGGCCGUCGAGAGGCCGCCCGGGGGCCGGGCCACUUCAGCUGUCAUGGGUAGUAGUAGUAGUAGUAGUAGUGCCCCCCGGAGCUACGCCAUCCGCAACAUUGCCAUGGCGGAUUACCUGCGACGGCUGUGGGCGGGUGAAGAUGCCGGCGAUGGGGCCGCGGCGGAAAAGAAGACGGUGGUUGUUGGUGUGCGAGUAGAGGGAGGCAAGGAUGCAGACGAGUCGGGAAAGAUGCUGCUGCGGAGCGGGAUGGCGAUACUCCGUCGACAGCGGCGCCAGAAGGCACAGGUCGCUGCCGCCGCCGCCGCCGACGACGACCUCUGGCGGCUCGUCUGGCUCAGUCACCUCCUCUACGUCCUCUCCCCCCUACUCACCCUCGCCGCGACCGUCUUCAUGGUGCUUCUCGGCGACUUCUGGGGUCUUUCCUCGCUCCUCGCGCUCAUGCUCGCCCGACUCCUCAACAUUUUCAGCAUCCGCCAACGCAGCUCAUCCCCCCCCUCUCCCUUCUCCUCCUCCUCCCUGUCCGCCGAUAACCACCUGACCGAGUACGUCGUCGAGGUAAACGCACGACGCGCCGUGCUACUGCGCGGCCUCGCCUCGGACGUGCAGGCGGUGACGACGCGCGCGUGGCUUCGCGAGCGCAGCUCGGCCGACAGCUACCGCGAGGCCGCGGGGAAGUUGCUCGUGUACGGCGUGGCCGCGUUUGGCGGCAACAUGACGCAGGCGGGGUCGCUGGUGCUCGCGGGGUUGCUGCUGGCGAGCGCGGGGCUGCUGGGGCUCAGCAACGCAAAGGCGAGGGGCGGGGAGCUGCGUGUGCAUGGGAGGGUGGCGAGGCCGGAGCGGCCGAGCUCAAAGGGCGGAGAGGAGGAGGAGGAUGAUCUGGAGCAGGGGAAGAUGAGAUGA
Molecule: messenger RNA, 1173 nt
Organism: Beauveria bassiana ARSEF 2860
Lineage: Eukaryota; Fungi; Ascomycota; Sordariomycetes; Hypocreales; Cordycipitaceae
Exons: 1
Coding region: 1-1173 (390 amino acids)
Source: RefSeq, a predicted model, not a curated record